Molecule: messenger RNA, 1263 nt
Organism: Trichophyton verrucosum HKI 0517
Lineage: Eukaryota; Fungi; Ascomycota; Eurotiomycetes; Onygenales; Arthrodermataceae
Exons: 3
Coding region: 1-1263 (420 amino acids)
Biological process (GO): mRNA catabolic process; negative regulation of translation
Cellular component (GO): P-body; CCR4-NOT core complex; CCR4-NOT complex
Source: RefSeq, a predicted model, not a curated record
AUGCUGCAGAGUCAAGCUCCGCACGUCUUCUCGCAUCAGCACCAAUAUCCCCAGGCCGACUCCUCAUGGGCCCAACAACAUCAGCAACACCAGCAACACCAGCAGCAACAGCACCAGUCUCAUUUCCAAUCGCAACAGCCACAGCAGCACCCGUCUCUCGCCGCGCAGCAACAUGCCCAGGCCCAGGCUCAGGCCGCUGCCGCUGCCGCAGCUGCCCAACACCAGCAGCAGCAGCAGCACUAUAGCCGUAUCGGUAUGACGGGUGGUGUCAAUAGCAACUCACAGACUCCUGGCGGUCAGGACAACGGCAACGGAAUCGCAGGAAACAUUGAUAGUGGCGUGAGCGAGGAAAACAGGAAGGUUCUCGUCUGGGUCGCCGAGCUGCUGGACCCCAACCGGAGAGAGUCGGCGCUCAUGGAACUGAGUAAGAAGCGAGAACAGGUGCCAGAACUUGCACUUAUUAUCUGGCAUUCAUUUGGUAGGGAAUACCCCUUCAUCCGUCACCCCCGAGUACAACCGUACUGUGCGAUAUAUUACAUGCUAACGUACUUCCAAGGAGUCAUGACAUCUCUUCUGCAAGAGAUUAUCUCUGUUUACCCACUAUUGAACCCGUCUCAGCUGACUGCCGCUGCUUCGAAUCGAGUAUGCAAUGCCCUAGCCCUGCUGCAAUGUGUGGCAUCCCAUAAUGAGACCCGAACCCUAUUUCUCAAUGCUCAUAUACCGUUAUUCCUCUAUCCCUUUUUAAACACAACCUCCAAGUCUCGUCCGUUUGAAUACCUCCGUCUCACGUCACUCGGCGUUAUCGGCGCUUUGGUCAAAAAUGACUCGUCUGAUGUCAUCAACUUCCUGCUAACUACCGAAAUCAUCCCUUUAUGUCUUCGAAUAAUGGAGACCGGGUCAGAACUUAGCAAGACCGUGGCCAUAUUCAUCGUUCAAAAGAUUCUACUCGAUGACAUUGGUCUAGCUUAUAUUUGUGCGACAUAUGAACGAUUCUAUGCUGUUGGGACAGUCCUUAGCAACAUGGUCACCCAGCUUGUGGAGCAGCAAACUGUUCGGCUACUUAAACAUGUCGUCCGCUGCUUCUUACGCGACAAUAACCGUGCCCGUGAAGCACUUCGUCAAUGCUUACCAGAGCCCCUUCGCGAUGCUACUUUCUCGUCUGUUCUUCGCGAUGAUGCUGCUACUAAACGGUGCCUUGCCCAGCUCCUCAUAAACCUGUCUGACAACGUCGUCGAUGGCUCCAAUGCUGGCUCCGGAAUGUGA